AUGAAGGGAAAGAUGGAGCCCGAACAGAGACAGGCCUUGAUUGAGGAGGGCAAGAAGAUCAAGGAGGAGAUCAAUAGCCUGGAGGCAAAAGUGGAUGAGCUGAGCCUGCGGAUGAAUGCUCUCGCGCUAGCUGUGCCGAAUCUGACUCACCCGGAUACUCCAAUCGGUGAAGAGGAGAACGCCACAGUCGUGCGCAUCAAUGGCGAGCCAAGAACAUCUGAGUCGGCUGGCUUUCAGCUGCGAGAUCACUUGGAACUAGGAGAGAUGCUAGACCUCUUCGACUUCGAAUCGGGUGGCAAGGUGAGUGGCCAGAAGUUCCUGUACUUCAAGAACGGCGCUGCCCUGCUUGAACUGGCGCUGGUUCAAUGGGCGAGCCACGAGGCCGUGAAGCGCGGCUUCCAGCCAUUCAUCCCGCCAGAUUUGGUCAGGGCUCCGGUGGUGGCAGGCUGCGGUUUCGCGCCGCGUGACGAUGAAGCCACACAGCGGCUUGGACGAUGCGACUCGGAUCUCUGCCUGGCCGGGACAGCUGAGAUUCCCAUGGCAGGGAUGUUCAUGAACGAGACCUUGAUCGCAUCCAAGGAGCUGCCUAAGAGGCUUGUGGCCUUCAGCCAUGCCUUCCGCACGGAGGCCGGCUCGUCGGGCUCCGAGAAUCGCGGCAUCUAUCGCUUGCACCAGUUCAGCAAGGUGGAACUCUUUGCUGUGACUCGCAGCGACCUGGAAGAGUCCAACGAGAUGUUGGAAGAGAUCAAGAGUUUGGAGGAGGAUCUGUUUACUCAGCUGGGUCUCUGCUUCCGCGUGCUGGACAUGCCCACGGAAGAACUGGGCGCUCCAGCCUAUCGGAAGUUCGACAUGGAGGCCUGGAUGCCGGGACUGGAGAAGUGGGGGGAAAUCUCCAGUUGCUCCAGCUGUAGCGACUUCCAGGCUCGACGUUUGAACAUCCGACACAAAGAGGAGUACAACCAGAAGGGCAACCUGCAGUUUGCCCAUACGCUGAACGGCACGGCCUGUGCGGUUCCGCGCAUGAUCAUUUCCAUCCUGGAGACGUUCCAAAACGAGGACGGUUCCGUGACGAUUCCGGAGGUGCUUCGGCCGUACAUGAUGGGUCUGGAGGUGCCGAGGGAUGGGCCGCAGGGCACUCCGUUCCAGCCGUGGAUGGCAAAUUUUCGAUCGCAGGAGCUUCAAUCAGUUUCUGGCAUUCGUGCCCGAAGCAAAAAGGCUGAACUUGCAGACCAGAGACAUCCUGAAUGCCAGUUGCAACUGCCCAGUAGGCCCCUGGUCAUGGAACCCAGCAGUGGUUUCUAUUGGGAUCCGGUGCUCGUCUUGGACUUCAAAGGCGGACAGGCCUUGGGCCCAGCUGCAAGAUGGGUGCCUGGGAGGCCCAGUGAUGCUGGUAACACCGGAACUCAUCAGAUCGCCUGGGCCAAGGUUCGCAGUGAGCCGUGGCAGCUGGGUGCUGAGGCCCAAGCUCUGGCAGCGAGGGACCCAAGCCUGGAAGAUGAGGCGGUGGAUCCAGCAGUUCGACUGGCUGCCAGCGGUGCUUUAUUCGUGGGCCCUCAAGUCCGCAAGGGCCUGCUGCCGCUGAUGCUCGCAGAGGUCCUGCAGUUGCGCGCCGAGACGAAACGCUUGGCCAAGACGAGUUCUGCAGCGCUGGCGAAGCGUUUGGAGCACAAGCAGUUCGCCUUGAAAUACUUUGCCAACGUGACCUACGGCUACUCGUCGGCCUCCUUCAGUGGACGCAUGCCCUGCUCAGAGAUUGCUGAUGCCAUCGUGGCCACCGGGCGCCGGGCUCUCGAGGAGGCUGCCAAUUUCAUCGAGGCACACUGGGAGGGUGCAAAGGUCGUCUACGGUGACACCGAUUCGGUUUUCGUUCAGCUGAAGGGCUACUCCUUGGAGGAAGCCUUCCAAACUGGCAAGGAGAUCUGUGCCCAGGUCUCUGCCAAGCAUCCAGCCCCAGUGGAGUUGGAGUUUGAAAAGGUCUACAUGCCCUGCUUGUGCCUCACGAAGAAGCGCUAUGGUGGCUUGGCAUACGCCAAACCACCUUCCGAGGGCGGCGCCGGCAAUUUCGAAGCCAAGGGCUUGGAAGCCAUACGUCGCGACCAGUGUCGCAUGGCCAGCAAUGUUCAGAAUGAGAUCCUCAAUGACUUCUUCCGCACCAAGGACCUUUCUUCUGUGAAGAGGAUCUUCAUCGCGCACGCCACUGCCAUCUUGAAAGGUGGAUUGGAUAGCCGCCAUAGCGUGGCCGAUUUCUCCUUCUUCCGCGAAGCGCGCUUGGGCACCUACCGCGCUGAGGCUGAGGAUGGUGGGGGAGCUACACUGCCACCACAGGCAGCCGUGGCGAGGAAUCGCAUUGCCGUGGAGGGUGAGUCCG
This is a messenger RNA of Cladocopium goreaui, 2368 nucleotides long. The record is from the annotation of a GenBank genome assembly. Lineage: Eukaryota; Dinophyceae; Suessiales; Symbiodiniaceae.